UCAGCAGGAAAUAACACAACCCUGGGUUUCAAAAUAUUAAGUGUUCUACUCCCACUUGGCUACUGAGAAGUAAACAGGCCCCUUUGUUCUCUGCUCUGCACCCGCUGAGGACUCAGUGUCUUUUUUUUCUUGCCAAGAGAGGACAGACUUCUUUCUAAUGCUGUCGAGCCAAAUUCUGUUUGUCGAGACAGAUAUAUCCAAGUAGAAAAUACCCUUCCACAUCAGCUGUGAGGAUUCACAUCAGUAUAAAUAGCCACUUUCCCCUUUAAGAUAUGCAGACUUGCAGCCAGAAAUGGCUCUGUCUCGCCGCUUCUGUGUGUUUUAAAAGAAAAAGAGCACAACAAGCAAUUCUCAGAGCGCUUCUGAAAGUGAAACAAAGCAGCAUUGGAAUAGGACUAGACCAGGCACGUUUCUCUCCCUCUUCCUCUCAGAUUUUUCUGCAAUGACUACAGCAAGAUACAGACCAACUUGGGACUUGGUGCUUGAUCCUCUUGUGUCGUGUAAGCUUUGUCUUGGGGAAUUUCCAGUGGAGCAGAUGACAACGAUAACACAAUGCCAAUGCAUCUUCUGUACUCUGUGCCUGAAACAAUAUGUGGAGCUUUUGAUCAAGGAAGGCCUGGAAACAGCAAUUAGCUGCCCUGACGCUGCCUGCCCAAAACGAGGUCAUCUACAAGAAAAUGAAAUUGAGUGUAUGGUUGCCUCAGAAAUCAUGCAGAGGUAUAAGAAACUUCAGUUUGAACGAGAAGUACUUCUGGAUCCGUGUCGGACUUGGUGCCCAUCUUCUUCCUGCCAGGCCGUUUGCCAGCUUCAGGAACCAGGGCCUCAGAAUCCCCAACUGGUCCAGUGCAAAGCUUGUGACAUAGAAUUUUGCUCCACCUGCAAAUCCAACUGGCAUCCAGGACAAGGCUGUCAAGAAAAUGUGCCAGUCAACUUUCUUCCAGGGGAAACGAGCUCAGUUUAUAAAAUGGAAGAAGACGAUGCUCCAAUCAAACGCUGCCCGAAAUGCAAAGUGUAUAUUGAACGGGAUGAAGGCUGUGCCCAAAUGAUGUGCAAAAACUGUAAACAUGCCUUCUGCUGGUACUGUCUGGAGUCGCUUGAUGAUGACUUCCUCCUUAUACACUAUGACAAAGGGCCUUGCCGAAACAAGCUAGGUCAUUCGAGGGCGUCUGUUAUUUGGCACAGAACACAGGUUGUGGGCAUCUUUGCAGGAUUCGGCCUGCUGCUGUUAGUGGCGUCUCCGUUCCUUCUGCUGGCUACCCCUUUCGUUCUUUGCUGCAAAUGCAAGUGCAGUAAAGGAGAUGAUGACCCUCUCCCUACUUAGGACAGAGGGAGACGGAACUGGCUCAUCCUCACAGUCCAUUUCCUGCCCCCCCUUUUUUUGCACUUCAUAUGGUCAUAGCCUUACUUGCCCCAAUCCUGACGUCGAACAAGACAAUUUGGUGCCAUGAUUCCUGGAAUUACUGUUAGUCACUGUCAGUUUUACUCAUCUGCUGGAUUACAGGGAUGAAGGCAUUCCAGGGUGGCAUGACAGAGACUGCCAUGAAGCAAAGGGAACGUCAGAGAUACUGUAUAGGCAUCCAUAAUGCAAACGGUUCCUUACUCGCCUGCAAGCUGGAGGGAGUUUCCACAUAUCUAUCUGCAUCUAACUGAGGAGUCUUAUUACUAAACCUAUGUGUUUUUAAGAAUUGCUUGCCAGUUCAGCCCAUGCGACUUUCAAUAUCUGUUUCUGUUAGUAUUUGUCAUAGGGAAAUGUCUCAGCGUCCAGAAGCCUUUAUGCCUCUCUGACACGCAAAACGAUGGCCAAGCGGGAGGGUACAUUUUGAGGCCACCCUGUGCCUUUCGUCCUUCAAAGACAAGAGAUCCCAAUUUCUGUCCCCCAAACAUUCUGGGAAAUGGUGAGAGUUAUUUGUGUGGACUUGUGUUUUUUUUAAUGUUGCUCUUUUUCCCCCUUUUUGGCAAAGAUUUGAGAUUGAUGUACAUAUUUGACCCGCACCUGCUUCCGAAGUGUUGCUCUUUUCUAACCAUUUUUCCUUGAAAAAUUGUCUUUCUCCCCCCACCCCCGUCUAGAUUUUGCAUUAGCUGUUUACUAGCUAUUGACUACAUUAAUAGGGCUACCUCUUAUCAGGUGUCUUUUUUUAUGUACAGAGAAGGAGGAGGAGAGGGAAGGGGAGAGAAAAGAGAAUUCUGUUUAAACUUAAUGUGCAGAUAAUUGAAUAUUGUGAUGCUUCAAGGUGCAUGACUUGGCUGUUCUUAGGGCAGAGACCUAUAUGGAAAACUGUGGCCAUGCUCAUUUCCCUCUUGGGCACUGCUCUGCACAUAGAUCAGAGUGGGUACUGGGCUCCACCUCUUUCACUUUCCUUCAUCAUCUUCACUACCCCAGGGAAUAAAGGACCGUCCCUUGGUGCAUGCCAUAACCACUACGUGAAUGGGAAAUGUGCAUAUGCUGUUCCUCCUCACUGUUUGACUGGCAUGACUUAAAUCCCCAGGAACCACUGACAGGGAGGAGGGUGGGCAGAUGGAUGGUCUGUCUUGAGCGUGUUCAGUGGCUGGUAGGCACCCCAUACUUGGUGUGGCCGGAGAAGCAAGGAUGCUGUCAAACUUUAUGCUUAUCCAUGACAGGGCUCUGAACUGUUCUGUCACAAGGACGACAGGGGCCUCGCUGUGCUAAAUGUGCUUCUGCAACCAUCAGUAUAUACAGUCAUGCUCUUUGAGGCGGGAGACGAUGGGAAGAAUAGUUGAAAGCAUCCAGAGAGUGCCAGAUUAGGGUAGACUGGUAUAAAAGUAUGCCUGUUUCUAAAUUCAAAGGAGUGGUUAAAAAAAAACUGGAAGCAUUUUUGUCGGUUACAAAAAAAAAACCACAAAUAUUUUUAUGCUGUAUGGACAACAAAGGGUAUUUCUUAAAACAUUCCUUUGGCCCUCUUCAUUUUAUAUCUUUCUGUUGUUUUCCUGUUGUUUGGGCUCUUGUAUGAUGGGAAACACUGCAGCUCUCCCAAGGGAGUGCAAUAUCAGCAUCAAAUACAAAUAGCAAUUCAGCAUCACUGUUUUGAUUCAUUCACGGACUAAUGUGGACACUCUUAUCAAUUAUCAGCAUUAUGGUUUGACAUUAUUUUAGGCAAGGGCUAUAAGCUGCUCCCUCAGUUAUAAUUGAUUUCCAAACCAAGGAAAGGGUUUUUUAAAAAAAAAGAAAAGAUAUAAGACAAAUACACAUCAUCUGUUCCUGAAAGCUGCUUCUUCAGAUGUGUGUGGAGCAGGAGUUAUUUCAGAGCAGAAAGCAAGCUGUAGUUUGGAUUUUUUGAGGAAAGCGGUGAGGUGGAACAUGUGCCUAACAAACAGCAAGUCCCAAUGUCUGUGCAUGCCAGAGAAAUGGACCCUUUAAUCUACAGUUACACGGUAGGAAGGAAAGGGGCUUGCUUCCCCAAUUUUAGGAUCUUAGAUUUUUAUCGUAACGUAUCCAGUCAAGAACAAACUAAAUAGUUGUUAAAGUGCAUGUUGAGAUAUUAUAUUAAUCCCUUCAUAUUGCUACCACAGCAUGAUAAAGAUCAUAUCUGCUUCUAAUUGUCACGUAAAGUCCAGUCUAGCAUCCAGGGAACUCUGUCCUCUGCCAUUUUUUCCAGCUGUUCUGGUCAUAACGGCCAACAAAUGGUGACAAAUUGAUUCCGUCCAGCUUUCCCGUUUCUUAUCCUUUAGGUCAAAAUUUGUGGAGUCAACCAGGAUCAGUAAGGCCUUCUAAUCUAGGGUGCCCGUUUCUGGUUUCUUUGGCGCCUCUGGCAACUCUUUUUCCCUUAAACCCUAAUUAAAAUUCACAGGAGGUGAGCAUUGGAGGGGAGGGUCUUUGCCAUGAUGCGGGUGGGGAAUUAAACUUUUCUACAUAAAAAGUUUAUGCAGCUCUGAUCCAGGUCACCACCAUUACCCUACUGUAUGCACUAUCAGCUAACAACAGACAGAGAGAUACGCACUAUGCAUUUAAUGCUGAGAUAUACUUUUGCCAACUUGCUGAGUGUGAAAUAUGUGUGUGUGCAUGUGUGCUCGCCCACCUGUAUGUAGAGAACCUCCAGAGUGUGUACGGCAUGAGCGUUGUACUCUUUUGCCCUCAGAUCAUGGCCUUGGGUCUAUCUUCAGAAGGGGUGCUCUUCUUAACAUACCACAUCUAAUACCUUAAAAACACUUGAAUUAGGAAAAGCCUCUGGCCACUGUGCCCAUGCUUUCAAAUCAAUGUUAUGCAUAUGAGACACAUUGCUCUGCAUUUCAUGCUUGGGGCCCUUCUUUGGAUCAGGUAGUUGCUCUUUGUUGGUAAUUAAAGGAUGGUUGCGUAUCCCAGUGAAGAGAAUUGCCCCAGACAGCAUAUAACUUAAAAACUGAAAAUGUGACGUUUCCUAUCUGGGAAAAAUAAAUAGCCUGGUUUUGUGUAUGUGUUUCUGGAAUUCUAAUUCUUUUCAAAUGAAAACUGAAUUUUAACCUUCUGCAUAUCACCUGCUUUCUUUUUUAAAACUUUUGCUUACUGUUGCCUUAUAUCCACUUUCCAUGAUAGUUGAUGAUAUGAAUUUAUUGGACAAGACUAGUGUCGCUUCACUUAGUGUUUAGGAACCAUGUCCCUGUGGUGUUGUUUGGCUGGUCGGAUUGUUUGAGUUGCAUGCGAGUUUUCUAGCCCAGCUAGAAAGAAAUCCCACUUUAUGAGUGAAUGGUUAUGCCAAGCUUCUCUUAGAAGCAUAUAGGAUGUGUGUGUACAAGAGGGAGGGGAAAUGUCCUUUGUUCUUACAUAUGUUUUAAAUUAUAACACCCACACUCCUUGUAGCUAUUGACUCUUCUGUUGAGGCUUCUGGCAUCAACAGAAGAGUCAGUGAUGGUUACCCAUCACUGACUUAAGUAUUCAUCUCCAUUAUUUUCAGCUUGAAUCCUUUUAUCAUACAAAGUUGCCAUCUUCUCCCAAUGUCAUUUAUAUCCCAGUUGUUCAGACAACAUGUAUUUCAUGGUUUGUUUUAAAAUAUAAAACAACACAGAAACUUUAUGGACCAAAGCUGGACUUGAGGAUCCAUAGAGUCCCUUCCGGCUCUCCAGUUCUAUGAAUUCUUUUUCUACAUUAAAUGAUCUAAUAUAAUUAGCACAAUUAUCUUUCUGUUUGAAAGCAAAGUGGAAGAGGGAUGAGAGGAAGAAAAGGAAAUCUCUCUCUCUCUCUCUCUCUGCUCUCUCUCUCUCUCUCUCUCUCUCUCUCUCUCUCUCUCUCUCGUCUGUGAUUUUAAAGAUCUGGUAAAAAGAAAAGAGAAUAAGUUACUUUUAGGGAUGCUUA
This is a messenger RNA of Pogona vitticeps (central bearded dragon), 5284 nucleotides long. RefSeq names its product ring finger protein 144A (gene RNF144A). Gene Ontology annotation, biological process: protein ubiquitination. Gene Ontology annotation, molecular function: zinc ion binding; ubiquitin-protein transferase activity. NCBI's taxonomy places the organism in Eukaryota, Metazoa, Chordata, Lepidosauria, Squamata, Agamidae. The record is from RefSeq and is a predicted model, not a curated record.